Haemonchus placei is the source of this 2040-nucleotide messenger RNA. The record is from the annotation of a GenBank genome assembly. Lineage: Eukaryota; Metazoa; Nematoda; Chromadorea; Rhabditida; Trichostrongylidae.
AUGAAUACUAAUCUCUUUAGCCCUUCCCCACUACUCCAUUUGAGUUGUGUCCUCGUGAUAGCAGCCGCCUUUGUCGUCAUUGCCGUUUAUGUCAUUAGAUUUGCCAUCACCCUUCUUCUGUACUAUAAAGGAUGGCUUUUCGAAUCAGUUGGAGGAAAGCCGUCAACCCAGACCCAACUAUUCAUGGCGAUUAUGCAGGUGCUAUCGAGAAGAGCCCGAUUCUUUUCGUUUCAAGGUCUUUUACCAUGGAUGCCUCCUCCAUCAGUCAAGAAUACAGUAAGAACGUACCUGAAGACCGUUCGCCCACUUCUCAACGACACCGAAUUCGAAAAGAUGACAUCCCAAGCAGAGGAGUUCGAGAAGACAGUGUCGAAAGAUAUCCAGCGGAAACUUUGGCUGAAAUGGCUCAUUUCCAAAAACUAUCUCUCCGAUUGGUGGAAGGAAGUGGUGUACAUGCGCCAUCGUGGCUCUCUAAUUCACACUAAUGUGGCAUGUGCCGAUGUCAUCUACACGCCAACCACCACCAACCAAGCCGCUCGAGCUGCUUAUGUGACACUGAAUCGGCAGUACUUUUGUAGAGAUAUUUUCUCAAAGAACACAAUGAAACCGAUAUCAAUGGGUCCAAUACCACUGUGUGCUACACAGUACAUCGACUAUCACCGUUCGUUACGAGUUCCUCGAGAAACAAGCGAUGUGAUGAUUCGACUUCCUGAUGCUCGACAUAUUGCUGUAUACUCUAAGAAAUGUUGGUAUAAAGUCAACAUUUUCCAUGGCAAACGAAUGAUUCGACCAGCAGAAUUACAGCGGUCACUUCAACAGAUUCUGGAUCAAAACGAUGUACCCCAUGAAGGAGAGGAACACUUAUCAGCUCUGACUGCUGGCUCCCGCGACCUUUGGGCACGAAUUCGAGACAGCAAAUUUUCAGAAGGAGUCAAUAAGGAGUCACUAUCGAUGAUCGAGAACGCUCUAGAAAUCGUCUUCUUGGAUGAUGGUGAAACCGGAUAUGAUCAGGAUGACCCAAAGGUGUACGAUCGUGAAUACCAACUGGCAUUGACUGGAGACGGCUAUAAGCUAUGGUGUGAUAAACCGAGUGUGUACACUUUUACCAGGAAUGGCAGGUUCAUAUCGAAUGCUGAACACUCUGUGGUUGAUGCGAUGAUUUAUGUACACGUACGUGAAUAUCUAAAGUACCAUGAGGCUUUUACCAAGCCAUACGGACCAGAUGGUAAUUGCGUAGGUGACAUUCAAGUGGUACCGAAACCCGAGCGACUUCGAUGGAAUCUGGAUGGCGAGACCGUGAACGCAAUAAAGGAAGCCUACACGUUCUCCAAGGGAGUCGCGGACGAUUUCGAGAAUGCGCACUGCGUUUUCCGUGACUAUGGCAAAGAUUUCAUGAAAAAGAUUGGUGUUUCUCCGGAUGCAUACCUACAAAUGGCAUUACAAAUGGCAUAUUACAAGGAUCAAGGCAAAUUCGAACUCACCUAUGAGCCGACAGUGAUGCGGUUGUUCCGCGAUGGACGGACGGAAACAGUGCGGAGCUGUAGCACACAUUCAUGCGAUUUUGUUAACUCUAUGCUUGACGAGAACAAGGACGAUCAGACACGAUUAUUACUACUACGAAAGGCAUGCGAUUCGCAUCAGACGUAUUACCGUAACGCAAUGGCUGGUUACGGUGUCGACCGACAUUUGUUCGGAAUGUAUGUGGUGUCUAAAUACUAUGGUAUACAAUCACCAUUUUUGGACAACGUGUUUAGCAUGAGUUACGCACUCUCUACCAGUCAGACCCCUCAGCAUCAAAUGAGCGAAUACAUGAAAGCACUUAACAAAGAACGUGAUCUGUUCUGGCCUGCUGGGGCAUUCAGUUGUCCUGAAGGAUCGAAUUACGGAGUCUGCUACACAAUCGGUGCCACAGGUGACAUCAUGAGUUUCCAUGUGACUUCCUGGAAAUCGCUGCCCCAUACGGAUGCACGUCGAUUCUGUGACACACUCCGUGAAUGUUUACGGGAAAUGAAAACGAUGGUUGAUCGAGCGGUCAGCUGA